Molecule: messenger RNA, 498 nt
Organism: Trichoderma virens Gv29-8
Lineage: Eukaryota; Fungi; Ascomycota; Sordariomycetes; Hypocreales; Hypocreaceae
Exons: 1
Source: RefSeq, a predicted model, not a curated record
UUCCAUUUCCAAGUUUCCAUGAGGCAUCUGGUUUCAGCAUCUCCCCGUGCAAAGGCUGUGCUGCAAGGUCCCUUUAAGGAAUCCACUCCGCAUGAGUCGGAUGGCCUUCUUCAUUGGGAGCUUGAACCUCUAUUUGACCCUAUAGCUUUCGAGAUAGUGAUGCGUAUCAUUCACGCACAAAAUGACAAUCUUCCCGAGGAAGUAACAAUUGAUUUGUUGGCGAACAUUGCCGCUAUUGUCGACGACUUGCAAUGCCGCAGAUCAGUUAGAAUCUUUGCCUCAUGGUGGGCUAGAAAGUUGGCAAUCCAGCCACCAUCAGAGAUAAACAUAGAUUUGGCACGAAGCAUUUUGAUAAGCUCAGUGUUUGGACUACAAGAACUGUUUGAAAGCUCAACUCUACAAGCGGUACUUGGCUCCAAUGGUAUUAUGCCAAUUUUUGAGCUGCCCAUUUCGUCUGAUACCUUAGGUGAGAAUAUUGCGACUGUAGAUUGCAAAUGA